AGAGUGACCCGGAUAUUAAAAAAAGACCCGCCUCAAUAUAUCAUCGUGACCAAUCAGCAUUCGUAUUUACAUCUCUUGGCCAAUCAGCGGGUAGUAAAUAGUUCCGUGUAGGCCUUCAACUCGAAGCAGCGGUAGUUGUGUGUGGACGAUUUAAUAACGUACAUUUGUAGGCUUAUUUCACUCUAAUAAUGCCAUAUGCUAACCAGCCGACGGUGAAAAUCACAGAACUGACGGACGAGAAUGUCAAAUUCGUCAUUGAGAACACCGACUUGGCGGUGGCCAACUCCAUCCGCCGUGUCUUCAUGUCGGAAGUCGCCACCAUAGCAAUCGACUGGAUCCAGAUCGAUGCCAAUUCGUCAGUGCUGCACGAUGAGUUCAUUGCACACCGAGUCGGUCUCAUACCGCUCACAAGUGACGACAUCGUGGAUAAAAUGCAGUAUUCUCGGGACUGCACCUGUGAUGAUUUUUGUCCGGAGUGUUCUGUUGAGUUGACGCUGGACGUUCGAUGUACCGAGGACCAGACGCGCCACGUCACCUCACGCGACCUUUUGUCCAACAAUCCCAGAGUCAUCCCGGUGACUUCCAGGAGUCGAGACAACGACCCCAACGACUACGUUGAACAAGAUGACAUUAUACUGGUGAAGCUUCGUAAGGGUCAGGAGCUGCGGCUCAGGGCGUACGCCAAGAAGGGCUUCGGCAAGGAGCACGCCAAGUGGAACCCAACGGCGGGGGUGUCCUUUGAGUACGACCCAGACAACGCACUGAGGCACACGGUCUUCCCCCGACCCGAAGAGUGGCCCAAGAGUGAAUAUUCCGAGAUUGAGGAGGAUGAGGUUCAGGCUCCCUACGACCCCAAUGGAAAGCCAGAAAGGUUCUUCUACAACGUGGAGUCAUGCGGCUCGCUGCGACCAGAGACCAUCGUCAUGUCGGCGCUGGCCGUCCUCAAGAAGAAGCUCAGUGACCUGCAGACUCAGCUGAGCCACGAGAUCCAGAGCGACGUGCUCACUAUCAACUGAAGGGCCCUAACAGAACCGGACCUGUGGUUUGUUCUGAUUCAGCACAGUUUGGGUCACACGCAUUGUUUAUGGAGUUGGUUUUGUUGGUGGUGGUGGAUUUACACUAUUAGAAUAUUAUUUUGUAAAAUGUAACUUUUUAAAUAAAUCUGUUCUUUGCAACUUUGUAA
This is a messenger RNA of Cyclopterus lumpus (lumpfish), 1183 nucleotides long. RefSeq names its product polymerase (RNA) II (DNA directed) polypeptide C (gene polr2c). The record is from RefSeq and is a predicted model, not a curated record. NCBI's taxonomy places the organism in Eukaryota, Metazoa, Chordata, Actinopteri, Perciformes, Cyclopteridae. Gene Ontology annotation, biological process: DNA-templated transcription. Gene Ontology annotation, cellular component: RNA polymerase II, core complex. Gene Ontology annotation, molecular function: protein dimerization activity; DNA-directed RNA polymerase activity. The coding region runs from base 189 to 1016 and encodes 275 amino acids. The transcript has 9 exons.